Molecule: messenger RNA, 753 nt
Organism: Oikopleura dioica
Lineage: Eukaryota; Metazoa; Chordata; Appendicularia; Copelata; Oikopleuridae
Source: the annotation of a GenBank genome assembly
AUGAAGAUUAUCUUAUCAUUAUUAAUAAUUCUAUUGUUUGUCGUCUCUGUCUUUGCAGAAGAAAACUUUUCAACACAGAAGACUGGCCAAGACUUUUCUCUUUUUGUGGAAUCCCGUGAAAAUUGUCCGGAUCAUGAGACGUCCUUUUGCGAGGAAGAAAACUCUUCGAGGGCUUGUGGUGAAUGGAAUUGUCCAGAUGGCAUUUCAGAGUUUUCCUAUUGCACGGUUGUCGUUGAAAACAAUUCAGGGAGUCAAGAAUACCACAGAGCUUGCAGUUGCCAUACAAACGUAGGACCGUUUAACGUCUUCACGGGAUGCAAGUGGGAAAUGCAAGAGACAAUUACAAUAUCCACAACAACCUCAACAACAACCUCAACAACAACAUCAACAACAACAUCAACGACAACAUCAUCGACAACAUCAUCGACAACAGCAACGACAACGACCACGACAUCAAGGACCACGGCAGCUGCAUUCCCUCUAAAAUCAGAAGCCUCCGAAAAAAUGCUUCUUGAUGCUGAGCUUCUCGGAAGCCUUAAAAAUUACGAAGAAGAGCCUGAAAAAGUAGAGGAAUAUUACGAACCCUAUCGACCCUAUCCGAUCUCAAGCAGGCGGAGUCAUCAAAGAGAGUGGGAAGGAGGAAUGGGGAAGACAAUUAUAGGAGAAGAUGGAACUUACGUUCAUGCUUUCGAACUGAUGCAGAGAAUUCAGCGAAUGAUGUUCGAAGAAGGUCUAUUUUCACUUUAUCAUUGA